Messenger RNA from Acomys russatus (golden spiny mouse), 372 nucleotides. RefSeq names its product programmed cell death protein 5-like. The record is from RefSeq and is a predicted model, not a curated record. Gene Ontology annotation, molecular function: DNA binding. Gene Ontology annotation, cellular component: cytosol; nucleus. NCBI's taxonomy places the organism in Eukaryota, Metazoa, Chordata, Mammalia, Rodentia, Muridae.
AUGGUGGACAAACAACUCGAGGCCAGGAAGCAGAGGCUGGCCUAGCUGCGGGCCAAGCACGAGGAUCCCGGUGAUGCAGCCCAACCGGAAACAAAGCGAAGGGAAGCAGAAACGAGAAAGAGUAUCUUAGCCCAAGUUCUAGAUCCGUCAGCCCGGGCCAGCUUAAGUAACUUAGCACUUGUAAAGCCUGAGAAAACUAAAGCAGUAGAGAACUACCUCACACAGAUGGCACGAUAUGGGCAGGGGAGAGGGAAAGUGUCAGAACAGGUGUUAGCAGAGACAUUUGAGAAAGCCAGCCAGCAGACAGAGAAGACAACAGUUAAAUUCAACAGAGGAAAAACAAUGGACUCUGAUGAAGAUAAAGAUUACUAA